Messenger RNA from Harmonia axyridis, 2194 nucleotides. RefSeq names its product flap endonuclease GEN. NCBI's taxonomy places the organism in Eukaryota, Metazoa, Arthropoda, Insecta, Coleoptera, Coccinellidae. The record is from RefSeq and is a predicted model, not a curated record. The transcript has 6 exons. Bases 109 to 2145 code for a protein of 678 amino acids. Gene Ontology annotation, molecular function: four-way junction DNA binding; 5'-flap endonuclease activity.
GUAUGGAAUGCUGUGGCGUAUUGUUAUUUUUUAAUUCUGUGGUUCAAGGUCACAAGUAUAAAUAUAUGUUAAAAUUUGAAUACAAAACGUUAAAUUUAAAUAAUCGAAAUGGGAAUCAAAUAUUUGUGGAAUAUUUUAACACCAUUUUGCGAGAAAAAACCAUUAUAUGAACUUCAAGGAAAGACUGUAGCUGUAGAUUUAUCAUGUUGGAUAUGCGAAGCACAAAAUAUUGCUGAAUAUCAGGUACAACCAAAAAUGUACCUUAGGAACUUAUACUUUAGAACUUCAUUUUUGCUCUUGAUGGAAGUGUAUCCAAUAUUUGUAUUGGAAGGCAAAGCUCCAGAAUUAAAGUAUGAUACUAUAAGCGCUAGAAAUGCCAUUCAGUUUAAGGGAGCCAAACCAAAAACUGAUGGAGUUACUACUGGUAAAGGAAGGACAAGGUUUCAUUAUGUGUUGAAGCAAUGUGCUGAAAUGCUUGGCUAUAUGGGCCUAGCAUGUCUUACUGGAAUGGGAGAAGCUGAAUCCUUUUGUGCAUAUUUGAAUCGAGAAGGAUUUGUAGAUGGUUGCAUUAGUCAAGAUUCUGACUGUUUUGCUUAUGGUGCUAAAACAGUUUAUAGAAAUUUCUCCAUUUCCACUCAAGGAUCACAUGCAGCUAGUGGUGGAUCAGUUGAUGUUUACAGUAUGGAGAAAGUAGAAACAAACCUUGGAUUUGGACGCAAUAAGAUUAUAGCCCUAGCCCUUCUUUGUGGUAGUGAUUAUUCAAAUGGUGUCGAUGGAGUGGGGAAAGAUUCUUCCCUUAAAUUAUUUGAAAAAUAUUCAGAUGAGGAAAUUCUAAAUAGAAUGCGAAAUUGGAGAAGAAAUGGGCAUAUUUUUGAAGAGUUUGAGAAAAAGUUGGCAGAUAAAAAUAUAUGUACAUCAUGUGGUCAUAAUGGAAAACUUCAAGCACAUAAUAAGGCAGGAUGUGUAAGCUGUAGAACAACAAAUGGGUGCGACUUUACUAAAUAUAAAGAAGAAAGAUUGUAUAUAAAAAAUGAAGUAAAUAUUCGAAAUAAAGCUUUGCGGGAUAUAAAUUUUCCUAAUGAAGAUUUAAUUAGUGAAUAUUCUGUCACUAAAGACAGUAUUUCUAAAGUUGACUUGAACUGGGAACAACCAAAAUUGGUUAACUUUGUGAAAUUUACCACUAAACAUCUUGGAUGGGAAGAAGUAUAUUCUUUUGAAAAAUUCUUACCAAUUCUGACUAGAUGGCAACUCUUAAAUCACAAAAAUCUUGCCACUUUGAGUGAAGCAAAUAAGCUACAUGGUAUUUUACAUCCAGAGUACAUAAAAAAAAAGAGAGCACCUAAAGGAGUUCCAAGUUAUGAAAUAAAGUGGCUUGACAAAGAAAAUUUCUUCAAAGGCCUGAUACCAGAUAGUCAACUACUAGAAAUUGAAGAUACUGAUAAAUUUUGGUCUACAAUUGAACCCCAACAUCUAGUAGAAAAAGCAUAUCCUGAAUUAGUGGAAGUAUUCAAGCAGUCAAAAGUAAAGCCCAAAAAGUCUUCGAGAAUUAAAAAGAAGGAAACGGAAGUUUUGGAAAAGCUUAGUAAUAGUAUGAAUAAUAUCUCAUUAAAUGAACCUCCAAUUAAAAAACCCAAGACAUUUAAGCCAGAAGAAAAAAAGGAAGGCAAAUUAAAAAAAGUGAAAACAUUGGAUGACUUCUUAAAAAAAGCAGUAACUAAUAACUUCAAUAGAAAUAUGGAUUCAGUUCUCACAUCAACACCUGUAAAACAUAUCUCAAAUGGAGUUACCCUUACAAAAAAACAAGAUAUCACAUUAGAUAUUUCCAAUUUUGAGGAUGAAGAUGAAGAAUCAGAUCUAUCAAAUCUUGUAGACAAUAUUUUAACAAAAAAAUUAUCUGACAGCAUCAAAGGAGAGUUGAAAAUUUUAGGCUAUGAAAUUAAAGACUGUUCUCAAAAUAAACACUGUAGCAGUUUCUUCAUGAACUCUCCAGCAGAGAUUGAUCUAUUUGAGAAAACAUUUGAUGAAAAAUAUCUUAGUGAUGAAAAUGAAGAAACUGAUAUACAGCCUGAGAAACACAAAUUAGACAACAGCUUUGAUGUUAGUUAUAUACCCCUUUUUCAAAGAUUAAAAAAUAAAAAUUUGUAAAUUGACUAUAUAUUUCACCAUAAUAUUUUGAAUAAAUAAUUGUUAUUGA